AUGGCGAUGAACAAGAUCCGCGGCGCCUUUGCGGUGCCCCGCAAGGGAGAAACCUUUGAAUUGCGAGCUGGCCUUGUCUCCCAGUAUGCCUAUGAACGGAAGGAAUCCAUUCAAAAGACGAUUAUGGCCAUGACCCUGGGCAAGGAUGUCUCAGCUCUUUUCCCAGAUGUGCUCAAAAACAUUGCCACAGGCGAUCUUGAGCAGAAGAAAUUGGUCUACCUUUAUCUCAUGAACUACGCCAAAUCCCACCCUGACCUAUGUAUUCUCGCCGUGAACACUUUCGUACAAGACUCGGAAGAUCCCAACCCGUUGAUUCGUGCGCUGGCAAUCCGAACAAUGGGAUGUAUUCGAGUGGAAAAGAUGGUGGACUACAUGGAAGAACCUCUCCGCAAGACCCUCCGAGACGAGUCGCCUUAUGUUCGCAAGACCGCUGCGAUUUGCGUGGCCAAGCUUUUCGACCUCAACCCGGCAAUGGCUCUCGAGAACGGAUUCUUGGAAAUGCUCCAAGAGAUGAUCGGUGACCCCAACCCAAUGGUUGUGGCGAACUCGGUGACUGCGUUGUCUGAGAUUUCCCAUACGGCACCUGAGACGCAGGCCCUACAAAUUACUAAUAACACUCUACGGAAGAUGCUGAUGGCAUUGAACGAGUGCACGGAAUGGGGGCGCGUCACUAUUCUCUCCACCUUGGCCGAAUACAAGACCGCUGAUGUUAAGGAGUCGGAGCACAUUUGCGAACGAGUCGCGCCUCAGUUCCAGCACGUUAACUCCGGUGUGGUUCUUGCGGCAGUCAAGGCUGUGUUCUUACAUAUGAAGAACGUUAACCCUGAAUUGUCGAAGAACUACCUUAAGAAGAUGGCCCCACCAUUGGUCACCCUGGUUUCUUCGGCUCCUGAAGUGCAAUAUGUGGCAUUGAGAAACAUUGAUCUUUUGCUGCAGAAGCAGCCCGAUAUUCUCCAGAAGGAGCUCCGUGUAUUCUUCUGCAAGUACAAUGACCCGCCAUAUGUCAAGUUCCAGAAGCUUGAGAUUAUGGUGCGCAUCGCAAAUGACCGCAAUGUGGACCAGCUUCUGGCUGAAUUGAAGGAAUAUGCUCUCGAAGUUGAUAUGGACUUUGUCCGCCGAGCAGUCCGGGCCAUUGGACAGGUCGCCAUCAAGAUUGAGAGCGCCAGUGAACGUUGUGUUAACACAUUGCUGGACCUUAUCAACACCAAGGUGAACUACGUCGUUCAAGAAGCGAUCGUUGUCAUCAAGGACAUUUUCCGGAAGUACCCCGGAUACGAAGGAAUCAUCCCCACUCUCUGCCAGUGCAUUGAUGAGCUGGAUGAGCCUAAUGCCAGAGCCGCCCUUAUCUGGAUUGUUGGAGAAUACGCCGAGAAGAUCAGCAAUGCAGGUGAUAUCCUGGGAGGCUUUGUUGACGGAUUUAAUGAAGAAUUCUCUUCAACCCAAUUGCAGAUUCUUACCGCGGUUGUCAAGCUCUUCCUCAAGCGGCCUGAGAAGGCUCAAGGUCUGGUGCAGCGUGUCCUUCAGGCAGCCACUGCCGAGAAUGACAACCCUGACGUUCGUGACCGCGCCUACAUCUACUGGCGUCUUCUGUCCAACACCAGCGAUUCAAAUGCUACCAAGAACAUUGUGCUCUCGGAGAAGCCUCCUAUUAUCACCACCAUUCACUCAUUGCCACCAACACUCCUCGAUCAACUCCUCACCGAGCUGUCAACUCUGUCUUCCGUCUACCACAAGCCCCCAGAACAAUUCGUCGGUGCUGGCCGGUUCGGUGCCGAUGCUGUCCAGCGCGCUGCUAUCGAGGAACAAAUCCAGAACGCGCGCGAGAACCCAUUGGCUGCAGCGGCAGCCGCUGCAGCCGUCUCUGGCUCUUCCGCACCUGCGCAGGCACAAAACAACGUCGAGAACCUGCUGGACAUCGAUUUCGACGGCGGUGCCCCUGCCUCAGCGCAAGAUCAGCCUUCUUCUGGCAUGUCCGGCCUUGAGGGUCUGGGCGGCACCCCCAUGCGUGUCGAGUCCCCUGCAGUUGGUGCUCCCGCACCGCAAUCCAGCAACAACCUGGAUGACCUACUGGGCGUGUUUGGCGAGUCAAGCCCCUCCCAGCCCUCAUCGAGCGGCGGUAACGGCGGCGUCAGCGCUGAUCUGAUGAACGGAUUUGGUGGUCUGGAUCUCUCCGGGAACAGCUCACCUGCGCCUCCCUCGGAAAACAACCAGACCAAGAAGUCUAACGAGGAUAUUUUGUCACUCUUCUAG
Penicillium antarcticum is the source of this 2250-nucleotide messenger RNA. Its product is annotated as putative AP-1 adaptor complex subunit beta. Gene Ontology annotation, molecular function: clathrin binding. NCBI's taxonomy places the organism in Eukaryota, Fungi, Ascomycota, Eurotiomycetes, Eurotiales, Aspergillaceae. Gene Ontology annotation, cellular component: membrane coat. Gene Ontology annotation, biological process: intracellular protein transport; vesicle-mediated transport. Bases 1 to 2250 code for a protein of 749 amino acids. The record is from RefSeq and is a predicted model, not a curated record. The transcript has 5 exons.